Scylla paramamosain (green mud crab) is the source of this 6154-nucleotide messenger RNA. RefSeq lists its product as uncharacterized. The transcript has 19 exons. Gene Ontology annotation, cellular component: membrane. The record is from RefSeq and is a predicted model, not a curated record. NCBI's taxonomy places the organism in Eukaryota, Metazoa, Arthropoda, Malacostraca, Decapoda, Portunidae. The coding region runs from base 137 to 3526 and encodes 1129 amino acids.
CCUUCCAUCACCCUCUCACUGCUUCACCCAGCGCGUCACACCUCAGCGCCUCGUCCUUCCUUUCCUGCACCACUACCUGAGACGGGACCAGCCGGCAUAAAAUGAGCUCCGCCACUGUCUUCUUGGAACGCAAGGAAUGAUGGCGCCAGGAAGUCGCCAACAACUACAUAUAUUGUUGCUGCUGCUGCUGCUGCUGCUACACGCCCUGGCCUUCAGGAGCUGUAUGGCGGCCGUUACCGUCGUUCAGUUAGUGGCAACCACCGACAGUGAUUUGACAGUCACGGUGAUGCACGAGGAGCCGGCCAGCUCGGGCAAUUUGAUGAUACAGCUGUGGAGGAACCCUGAUGUGGCGCGACCCAGCCCUAACGGAGUCUUCAUCAGGGAGGAGGAUUACGGUGAAGGAGGUCUUCCGGCCGUCGGCGCCACCGCAAACCUGGAUGUAAACAAUGACGUUGAGGAAGAAGAGCUGUGCGGCUAUUACUUCAUCUGCGUCUCCGCUUAUGUUGGAGAAGCCCCAGAACUCUUUGAGCCUUCUCAGUACAAAUGCAUCGCUCAGCACAAAAACUGUACGGAAGCUGUGGAUCUGCAAUGGAUGGUGAGCGAGACUGACGGGACCCCGACCUUAUCAGCGGAACCAGGAGGCAACAUUAUGGCUUCCGGGUUCAGCAUGGCUAUCGUGAACAAGGGAGGAGCAGCGAUGGCUCAAACAUCACUCCUCAAUGCGCCGGAGGUUCAGGCUUACUUGGUGUACAUGAAACCCAAGAUGGACUCGCCCGGGAUGACCGUACCAGCGUUCAACUUAACUAACGAAACGGCCAUAAUGGAUGCCAUAGACCAGGACAGAACCCAGUACCUGCCGCUCGUCGAGAUGUGGAAGCAAACCUGGAUAAGACUCCGGGGCUGGGAGCUGCUCAUGACUGACACAGACACCGGGAAAUCUUUGGGCAUAGAUGAGGAUAUGCCGGUGGACGUGACGCAACUCUCUGCCCCCGACACCUUCGCUAAGGAGUUCGCCUUAGUGGCCUUCGUGAUUGACCCCUUCAGGAGGACCAAUGACAAUAACUACGACAACAACAUCGUCUUUGCUUCGAUAAACCUUCAGGGAGCAAUGAGGGGUGAGUGUGACAAAUGUAUUCUUAUUUUCUCCUCCCACACUCUCUCUCUCUCUCUCUCUCUCUCUCUCUCUCUCUCUCUCUCUCUCUCUCUCUCUCUCUCUCUCUCUCUCUCUCUCUCUCUCUCAUUGUCGACGUACAAGUAUAGCUGCAAUUCUCUGGUAAUGUUGUGUCGUGUAGGGCGGGACGGGGCGGGGUGCGAGGUGGUGCCCGAGGUGGGGGCGGCCGGCAAGGGGGCGCUGGUACAGAUGAACGACGGGAUCUGGUCCACGCCGCUAAAGUUCACGGUGAUGCCCUACGGUGUUGAGUUUGCCGAGGUGAGUGGACGAACAGUGAAGGAGAGGGAGGAAUUCGCCAUGGCCACUGAGCGCAAAGUUAGACUCAACAAGCUCAACCUUUGCUCCCCUGGCCUGCAGGACACCGCCACCAAUGACUCGUUGUUAGUGAAGCUGAGAGAUGCCAGCAGCGCCAUUUCUGAAUCUCUCUCCCAACUUGAGCCAACCUUGGACGAUGUGCACGAGGAAUUUGAGGCGUUGGUGCGGUUGGUGCAGCAAGCCACCGAGCAAGCUGCAGCGACACAUGGACCUGUGCGGUGGCUGGUGCUCCGCAUACUGCCUGACAUUGUCAACUAUUUCGAUGUCAAUCCCCAUGGCCAUGACCCCUGCAGUGGCCCGGGCGACGGCAUUUUCUUUCCUGAUGACUUUUAUUAUCAUCAAUCAUUAGAUCCAGGAGUGGAAAUCAAUUUUGAUGACGAAGAUUUAUACAUGGAAAGACACCACUCCAAACAUAACAAGUCUAACAGGACACAUACUUACAAGCCGCGCAAGGAGAAGCUACACGACAAUGACAUGCCCGACAUGCAACCCAUCUAUCCCAUGGAGAGUCACAGUCUAGAUCAGUUUCGAAGAAAGUAUCCAGUAAAGUACAUCAUGCAGCAGAUCCGCAACAAUGUGCCUGUGAGGAGCAUUGAUGAGUUGGGCGUGCUGUCCCAAACAAUGCUAGAUGACCUGGAGCAAGUGGUCAACCUCUACAAAAGUGGCAAAAUAUACGUAUUUUCUGACCUGAUGGCAUAUGAUGGAAUUUACGAAACGUUACAUGAGAUCUGGUGGAGUUUGGCAGCCGAUGUGUAUGCCGGGAAGACGGUUGCCCUGGAGGACGCGGUGGACAGAGUAGUUGGGUUCCUCAGCACCACCAACUUUACAUCGGACGCAGAGUUCAUGUCCAAUUCCUACAACGAGUAUUUGAAGAAAGCACUCGAUCUGGCUAUCGAGUACCUGAAUGUGGCCAAGAACAACUCAGUGGUCGUCACAGAAGUGCUUGAGAUGAUCACCUCUCUGUGGUCUCCCCCCGAGCAGCUGUGUUGCCUGAUAAAACAACCCGAACGAGCUCCGAACCAGGAUAUGGUUUGCCUCAGAGAUGCCCAUGAGGAAGUAAGACUCAUGACUGACUACUUCGAGAGUACAGGCGAAGAAGAAUUCUUUAGAAACGUGUUCGAGGACGCCAUGAUGAUGAAGAAGAGCCAGGCGGAACCUACGUACUGGAAGAUAAAGGAAGGUAGUGUGUACGCCAUACAGAGAUGCCCCCCGUCCGGUACUUUCAUGUGGGAGCAAGUGGCCCUUUGUUCCUGCCCGAAUGCUUAUGGGUCGCGUGUACCGGGCACUGAUUACAAGGACUUUGAAGGGGAGGACGAUUGGGAUUUCUGGGAUAACGAAGAUUAUCCCGAUGAGUCUGAACGUCCAGAAAAACCAAGGGGUAAGGGAAAAGGCAAAGGAAAAGGAAAAGGAAAAGGAAAGGGAGGAGGAGGAAAAGACAAAGGUAGUGGAUCUGAACCCGAUGGAUCAGUUGGAGAACUUGAUUUUGAACUUUUAGAAUUCCCAGAAGAACUAACAGGUAAUGAAGAUCGUGAGGAUCGAGAACCAUACGUGUCUCCAUUACGACAUGAUAAUCGAUCGCCCAGAAAGAUUCCUCGCCACACUCCUUCACACAAUGAGUACGAGAUUGUGACUGCUGCAGACCUCAUGAUCAAAUCAUCCUUCAGUGUCUCGCUGAAGAACGCGACCACUGUUGUGAAUGGUAGCAAUCUAGAGGUGGUAGGGUGGCUGCAAGUUACCGGGUGGAGCAGGCAGCUCAACGGCGAGGUGAGAACAAACAGCUCAGUGUGCAAUGACGACAUGUGGGGCGAUGCUGAGGCUACGGUCGCCUGUCGCAUGGUGUUCAGCAAAGUGAAAAAGGGGUCGCCAUACAAUGUCAACAUCAGCGAGGAUGGUCUUGAAGAAGUGCCGCGGGCCAUGGUGAGGAGAGUAUCCUGUAAAGGUCAUGAGCAGAACCUCCACGCGUGCCAUGAACACUGGGACAGAGGCGAGUGUGACAGCAAGGUGCCAGCCGGCGUAAAGUGCAUGCUGCCCCUCACCUAAUCGCUGCAGACUCUCCAGAACGACGCGGGCAGGACGGGAGGCACAGGAUGCGGCGAUACGUAACCUUUCAGUAGCCUUAAAAUUUACGUUUUUUUUUCUCUCUUUCUUUUCUCUCUUUCUUCUUAUUGCCGAAAGUUCUUUAUUUUCAACAUGUAUUUUUUUUAAGUACUGAAAUUAAAUUAUAGUUAACGGAUUACAUACGGCUGUCUGUUAAGAUAUUAAGAAAAACCAUGUGUGUGUGUGUGUGUGUGUGUGUGUGUGUGUGUAAGGUAAUAUUGUUUUACAACACGGAAAUCUGAUAGUUAAACAUGUUUCAUGUUUCAUAACAAGUAUAGCUUAGAUUCUUGAGAAGCAUAGGUAAGAUCAGUUAUCUGCUGAGGAGACGCCCGGCGAGUGCACGAUGCUGCCUCGCGGUCGGCAGCGAGCAUCCUCCGCGUGCCGCACCCUUGCCAAGAGGAUGACCUUCUUGUCUGGCGGUCUAGAAAUAUCUGUGAUUUGUGUGCCUUGAGGGUAUUAUCACCAAUAUAUACCUAAUACAUAUGUGUAUAGCAUCCUAUUUUUAUAUUCACUUCGUCAUAGUCGCGGCAAUGCCUAGGACUGAUUACUAGUUGUUCUGACUUAGCACCUCAACACCUCGGGAGGCGAGCGACCAUCGAAAUUAAUGUCCAAUAUAAGUAGUUCGCGUCCCGUAUUUUGAAACGCUCUAAACUCUCAUUGGAACUAUUUUCAGGGGCCACAGGAAUGAACGAGAGGAUUUUCGUGGGUAAUUUUGUUCUUGAUGGUGCAGAAUCGUUGUUAACCUAUCAUCGGGGUCAAAAACCCGUAGCUGUAAAGUUAACAACAUUCGCUAGAUCCAGGAGUCGAGAUGAGGCACCGAAACGUUUGAGAAUCCGAUCCUCCAAGUCAUGAACAGAUACCAAUUGUUUAGUUAAGACUACAGUUAUUACGCUAAGAAAGUUAACAAUUAAAUGGAAGUGCCACGCCUGAAUUCAAAAUAUCAUAACUUCAGUCGCAACAGAAACACGAGUUUAUUCUACUCCACUAUCUUGUUUUAUUUUUACCACAAGGUCACGGACGAUGCAUUCUAGCGGCGGCCUGGCUAAAAGGGAGGUUGUCUACAUGAUAUAAUGUAACCUGUAGUACAACCAAGUCAGCUUUUAAUCAUCGUACUUAACAUCAGCUGAAAUAAAUUUACAUAAUGUUUUUUUCACGUGCACGUUAUGCUUGGUAACGGAACCUAAGCGAUGGUUUUCCUUCUGUGAUUCAGUGCAUUUAAUAGCCACAAUUAUCAACGCUAUCAAGGAUACAAUUUUACUUUGUCUGGAUUCGACUUACCGUAGCUGUUUUUCUUUUCCUUCUUUUCUUUUUCUUUUCUUCAUUUUCUUUUUUUAUUUUGCUUUCUCUCCUCUUAUAAAUCAUUCAGUCCAACUCUUCCUACGCUCUCUCUCUCUCUCUCUCUCUCUCUCUCUCUCUCUCUCUCUCUGAUGUAGAAAGCAGUCUUACAAAUCUUGAGCCCGCGGAGUAAAUUAAAGUUCUAAAUUUUCCUCAUUUACUUGUUGUGGCGAGUGUGAAAUGAGAGCAAGAGUAAGGGUGAGUGCACAUCCCACCCCCCUUACCGGCCGUGCGUGUCGUGACUGCUGUGGUGUGCAUACCAGGCCACAGUGGUUAGUCGUGAUUACUUAUGAAGCUUCGUAUGUAGAACUCGAGAAUGCGCGUUUCAUUCAGAGAGAGAGGAAUAAUAUUGUCUACGGAUACCUCAGUAGUCUUAAUAUUGUUAGCUGGCACGCUGCUAUUUAUGCCCGUAUUCUGAAAUGCUUUAUUUUCAUACCACGAUUAUUUUCAGAGACAACAUAGAUGAUUUAUCGGGUUCUUAGGAGUGUUUCUCCAGUUAAUAAUGUAGAGAUGUUGUUUAUGUGUCAGUGGAACUACAAAAAGACCUUAAAAACCCGUUUAAGUUCAAAUUUAUCCUUUUGAAAGUAAUGGAGAAGCGGCUCAGAAAUGUUUCAGAAUAAGCUCCUUAUAUUUACAAGAAGCUAAGGUAUUCAGUGUGUGUGUAUGUGUGUGUGUGUGUGUGUGUAGGAAUGGGCGUUUCGUACACAGGGUGCUUCCCGGAAAAAAAUAAAAAUUACAAAACAUUGUAUAAUUCUCUUCCUGAUGCACUGCUGCGGCAAUGGCAGAGUGCGAGCUUACUGGCACAUCCCCAGCUCUAAUCUAACUGGCUUACGAGGAAGUGGCUGUGUUGACAGUAUUCGCGUAAUUGUACGCAACUUGAAACAGGAAAUAUGGGGAAUAAUGUAAUCUGCUGGUAACUAUUCUUAAAAAGUUAAAUUGGUUUACCUUCUUUGUUGUUAUAAGAAAAGAUGACAGAUAUUGCUUUCCACAACAACUGGGCCUGGUGUGGCUUACUUCAUAAAACUACUUGCAUUUAGAUAUGAUAAUGGAUGGAGUUACUUAGACUUUGUUCCCUUUGGCACACAUGUACAUGGUAACGACAAGGAUUACUGGAUACGUUCCCGAUCGAGGUGCUGAGUUGGUAACAACGUCUUGUAUCGAUCCAAGUACAGCUGCUUGUUCUUACUCGUUGGGCAGAGAUGUUUGUGGUGACUUACAAUAAACAUAUAUCAAUUA